Molecule: messenger RNA, 792 nt
Organism: Mycena indigotica
Lineage: Eukaryota; Fungi; Basidiomycota; Agaricomycetes; Agaricales; Mycenaceae
Exons: 2
Coding region: 1-792 (263 amino acids)
Source: RefSeq, a predicted model, not a curated record
AUGCAUCCCCCACCAUCGCUGGCCGCCGUCCCCUCCACGCUCAAGCGCAAGCGCGCCCACCCGCCCCCUGGCGAGUCGCCGCCGGUCGUGAAGGUCGGUCCCGAUGGUACGCAUCUGAGCUUGACUCACACGCCGCGUCAUAGCGCUUACGAACUUACGAUUCGAAUCGACGGCGCCCCAAGCCCUACCCCUCGCAAGCGGCGCUGCUCGCUGCACUCCGUCGCCGUCUGUCCCGCCCCAACCCAGCAUCACAUGACACCGAGCAACAUCGGCCGGCGCGCCGGUGGUUCUUCGGCAGCCACACCACGGUCUACGGCCCCGCGGACCCCGAUCGACGCCGUACCGCGGAUGACCCACAUCACCCUGCGCGAAACACGCUAUCCGCCGCCGCGCGCGCGCCGCGACCGUGACACCACGCGACAGCCAGACACUGCUGGUACAGCGCCGUUGCCGCGGAGCCGGAUCAUCGCCGCGACGGCUUAUCUCCCUGCCGAGGCAAUGGCGGUCGCGUUGUCCCCAACCUCUCCGGCCCCGCCCAGCGGCCAUCCACCUCCCCCUCCUUCGGCCUCGACGGUCUAUGUGUAUGGCCUGCUGGUGCGGGUAGAGCGGGAAUACUCCGCGGGCACAGGCAAGCUGUGGAAGGAGCGGGUGACACUGGGCCUCAGGAAUGCAGACUUCCGUGGUGGGACGCAAACUGUGGAGGCUGAACCGGCGACGGCGGCGCCAGCGGACUCGGAUGGCGAGCGGGGAAGUGGGCAGGAGCGUAUAGCAGCAAAUUGUGUGGUAUUCUAG